AACACUUUUUUUUCUCAACGAUGAGUAACAUGAAUUCCAGCGGGACGCCGCCAGUCGAUGGAAAUUCCUCGGCACAAACUGAUGCGGCUACUCAAUUGGCAGAACUGAAGCACAAAUUCAUGGCUUCACCUUUGCAUUGCAAACUGUUCGUAGAGAAGAUUUCACAAAACCACGAAUCAGAGUUCCGCAAAGCCGAAAUCUUAUGGGCACGUGAAACGCCGACGGAUCCACCAGGCCUGGAAUACUAUGUUCAUUACGUCGAAUUCAACAAACGUUUGGAUGAAUGGGUUUCGUUUGCACGCUUGGACUUUGCAAGAGGAGUUGAAUUCCCUAAACCCGACCACAAGAAAAAGAAAGAUCCUAACCAUCAUCGAGAUGCCACUGCUACGCCACCGUUAGAUCACGGACGCACCAAAGGACGAGCGGGAACCCCUACAGCAGGACAGAAACGUAAAGUGGAAGAAACAGAAUCUCACGUUGCGACACCUAGUGCCGAUGAUAAAGAAAAUGCUCAUGUGGUUAUUGGUGCUGACGACGAGGACGGACAAACCAUGGAGGUGACGGAAGAGACGACAGGCACGUUUUCAAAAAAGCAGGAAAUUGAGAAAUUACGAACCUCUGGAUCCAUGACUCAAUGUGUUGGCGAGGUGGCACGAGUGAAGAACUUGAACAAAAUUCAAAUGGGAAAGCACGAAGUGGAAGCAUGGUAUUUUUCGCCGUAUCCGAUGGAGUAUGCGUAUUGCGACACUUUAUACAUCUGCGAAUUUUGUCUUCUCUACUAUGCGUCUCACAAACAACUGGAACGUCAUCGCGGGAGAUGCCAAUUGCAGCACCCGCCUGGUAACGAGAUCUACCGUCAUCAAGAGAUCUCUUUCUUUGAAAUCGAUGGCCGCAAACAGAAAACUUGGUGUCGCAAUCUCUGUCUACUUUCCAAGUUGUUCUUGGAUCAUAAAACGCUAUACUACGACGUAGAUCCGUUCUUGUUCUACUGCAUGACCCUCCGUGACGAACUGGGACAUCAUUUAAUAGGUUAUUUUUCCAAGGAGAAGGAAUCAUCUGAAAAUUACAAUGUUGCUUGUAUCUUGACAUUACCUCAGCAUCAACGACACGGUUACGGACGCUUACUCAUUGCAUUUUCUUAUGCCUUGUCCAAGGCGGAAGGACGAACGGGUUCACCCGAGAAGCCGCUUUCUGAUCUGGGUCUGCUAUCCUAUCGAGCUUAUUGGACGGAAACGAUUGUGGAACUACUCUUGUCGACGACCGACGAGGUGACCAUUGAAGAAAUUUCCCAGCGCACGUCAAUCACUCCUCAGGAUAUCCUUCACACACUUCAAAAUAUUGGUGCCUUGAAAUAUUACAGAGGACAGCACAUCAUUUGUCUGGGUGAUAAAGUCAUUGAACAGUGGGAACGAUCUCGAAAGAAGCGGAAGCGAACAAUUGUUCCCGAGAAACUAGACUGGAAGCCACUUCACUUUACACCAUCCCAGUUACGAUUCUUAUAACAUGUUAUUGAUGAUAUUCCCUCCCUCGUUUUGUAAAUAUUACUACUUUUUCAUCAAGAUUUAUUGGAAGUUGCUAAUUCUAUGUCCCUAUUCUACGCUUUUAUGAUUUACCCCGUUUUUAAAUGGAAGCAUCAUCAUCGUUACAUUACGAACGACCCUUUUUCCUUGACUAUGAAUGACUGUUUGGAUGUUUAUGGGAUCUAUAACGUAAUAUCCUCUGUAUAGCUGAUGCAUAUCUUAGGGUUGACUCGCCGGCAAUGAUAAAUUUUUAUUUACCUUGUAUAAUGAAUGACACAGGGUCUGUCGCUAGAUCCCACAUUUUUUAAUUUGGGGAGAUUCUUAAA
This is a messenger RNA of Radiomyces spectabilis, 1846 nucleotides long. RefSeq names its product histone acetyltransferase ESA1. The record is from RefSeq and is a predicted model, not a curated record. Gene Ontology annotation, biological process: regulation of DNA-templated transcription. The transcript has a single exon. Gene Ontology annotation, molecular function: histone acetyltransferase activity. Lineage: Eukaryota; Fungi; Mucoromycota; Mucoromycetes; Mucorales; Radiomycetaceae. Bases 21 to 1502 code for a protein of 493 amino acids.